This is a messenger RNA of Gossypium raimondii (Peruvian cotton), 1039 nucleotides long. Its product is annotated as leucine-rich repeat protein 2. The transcript is spliced from 7 exons. NCBI's taxonomy places the organism in Eukaryota, Viridiplantae, Streptophyta, Magnoliopsida, Malvales, Malvaceae. Gene Ontology annotation, molecular function: protein binding. The record is from RefSeq and is a predicted model, not a curated record. Bases 161 to 805 code for a protein of 214 amino acids.
UAAAAAAAAAAAACUCUCUUUCUUCAUGCAUUUCCACCACAUUUGACUCGCUUUUUUACUUCCUUCAUUUCUCUCUGCUAUCUCUCUCCUUCCCUCCUAACCCUUUUUUUUCUUCUCUGAGUUCGGUUCUUGCUUCUUCAUCCUUUCUCUCCCUCUGCAAAUGGCUCCCCUCUCUGUGAUUUCCUUGUCCCUUUGUUUUCUCCUUCCACUUCUUUCCCCUGCCAUUUCAACCAACUCUGAAGGAAAUGCUUUGCAUGCUUUAAGGAGGAGGCUUUCUGACCCUACCAAUGUGUUGCAGAGUUGGGACCCUACGCUUGUCAAUCCCUGCACUUGGUUUCAUAUCACCUGUGAUUCCAACAAUCAUGUGAUUCGCUUGGACUUGGGGAACUCUAAUAUCUCUGGAACUUUGGGGCCUGAGCUAGCUCAACUCCAACAUCUCCAGUACUUGGAGCUGUACAAAAAUGACAUAAGUGGGGAAAUUCCAAAGGAGUUGGGGAAUCUGAAGAACCUUGUUGGCUUGGAUUUGUAUGGUAACCGGUUCGAAGGAGAAAUUCCCAAGUCUUUUUCCGGACUGAAGUCACUGAGAUUCCUUCGUCUGAACAACAAUAACUUGACAGGAUCCAUUCCGAGGGAGCUUACUGCCCUCUCUAACCUUAAAGUAUUCGAUGUUUCUAAUAAUGAUCUCUGCGGGACUAUCCCGGUUGAUGGCCCUUUCGGGAUGUUCUCAAUGCCAAGCUAUGCAAACAACAUGCGCUUGAAUGGGCCAGAGCUGAAAGGACUCGUGCCUUAUAACUUCGGCUGCUGAAGAAACCAAUGUUUGUCGAACUCAUGAUCGCAAAAGCCCUGGUGACAUCCCCAUGCUGAUUUCUAUGUAGGAGUGGAUAGUGAGAUGCUCUACUCUGUAUCUAUAUAAUCUAUAAAAUAACAUGAUGCUAGGUUUUAAGCCUUUUGAUUUUUUUACAUGUCAAGCAAAGAAAUAUCUUUGUUAGAGUUGGUCAUGCCAUCAAUAUAUAUAUAUAUUGAUAUCUUUACCUUGAAA